Ilex paraguariensis (yerba mate) is the source of this 303-nucleotide messenger RNA. Lineage: Eukaryota; Viridiplantae; Streptophyta; Magnoliopsida; Aquifoliales; Aquifoliaceae. The record is from the annotation of a GenBank genome assembly.
AUGAUCUUCUGCAUGAUCUUGCAGGUUGGCAAAAAGAAUGAAAGUAGGACGAGAUCUCCAAGUGAUCCCCCAGGGUUGUUUUUUAAACAUGCUGGCCACAGGGAUAAAGUUGUUGACUUUCACUGGAAUGCAUCUGAUCCAUGGACGAUUGUGAGUGUAUCUGAUGAUGGUGAAACCUCCGGUGGAGGUGGUACACUACAGAUAUGGCGCAUGACGGACUUAUUGUACAGGCCGGAAGAGGAGGUCUUGGCUGAGCUCUAUCAGUUUAAGGACCAUGUGAUUGAAUGCACUUCGAAGUCUUGA